Messenger RNA from Aureococcus anophagefferens, 669 nucleotides. RefSeq lists its product as hypothetical. Gene Ontology annotation, molecular function: structural constituent of ribosome. NCBI's taxonomy places the organism in Eukaryota, Pelagophyceae, Pelagomonadales, Pelagomonadaceae. Gene Ontology annotation, cellular component: cytosolic large ribosomal subunit. The transcript has a single exon. The record is from RefSeq and is a predicted model, not a curated record. Bases 1 to 669 code for a protein of 222 amino acids. Gene Ontology annotation, biological process: translation.
AUGUGCCGUCUCGCGCUCCUGAGCGUGCUCGCCGUGGCCAGCGGCCUCGUGCACAAGGCGGGCCCCGUGAUCACGGCGCGCGUCGCGACGACGCGCGGCUCGGCGCUGUCGAUGAAGCUCUACGACUGGAAACGGCGGGAGUCCGUCGAGGAGGCGGGCGUCGACGCCUUCGAGUUCCGCGUGGACAACAUCCGGAGCGCGCCCGGGGCCACGAAGCGGAAGACGCGCAAGGGCCGCGGCAUCAGCGCGGGGCAGGGCGCGACGUGCGGCUUCGGCAUGCGCGGCCAGAAGUCGCGGUCCGGCCGGCCCACGCGCGCGGGCUUCGAGGGCGGCCAGACGCCCCUCUACCGGCGCCUGCCCAAGCUCGUCGGCCGCCCGACGGGCCCCGGCCACACGAACGAGGUCUUCUCGCUCAUCAAGCUCGGCCAGCUCUCGACGCUCGAGCCCAACAGCGAGGUCGACUACGCGGCCUUGAUGGAGAAGGGCCUCGUGACCAAGGCCAAGCAGGACAUCCUCAAGGUCGUCGGCUCCGCCUCCGACGACGUGCCGCUGCCCGAGGGCCUCACGGUCAAGGCGCACGCGUUCACGCAGAGCGCGCAGUCGAAGAUCGAGGCCGCCGGCGGCAAGUGCGUCCUCCUCUCGAAGACGACCAACGAGGUCCUCGCCUAG